This is a messenger RNA of Aspergillus luchuensis, 1755 nucleotides long. RefSeq names its product putative C6 transcription factor. Bases 1 to 1755 code for a protein of 584 amino acids. The transcript has a single exon. Gene Ontology annotation, molecular function: DNA binding; zinc ion binding. NCBI's taxonomy places the organism in Eukaryota, Fungi, Ascomycota, Eurotiomycetes, Eurotiales, Aspergillaceae. Gene Ontology annotation, biological process: DNA-templated transcription. The record is from RefSeq and is a predicted model, not a curated record.
AUGAUGGGUUUUUAUUCGGGUUCUACUCCGUUUCACACUCACUACACGAUUUCCUACCGCCGAGAUCCCAGAAUUCCCUUCUUAUGGAAUACCUGGUUGGAAAAUGUGGCGCCCUUGAUACCAAUCGUUCAUAAAGCAAGCGCCAGGCAACUAUUCACUACAGCUUCCCAAGAUCCAAACAGCUUGGAUAAGAACUUUGAGGCACUAUUCCUUGCAAUGUGCAUGGUCGCGAUUAUCAGCAUGUCGCCCAGCCAGUGCUCAGUUCACCUGGGAGAAGAGAGGGAUGUGCUUGUCAAGCGAUACCGGUUCGCAGUCGAGCAGGCGCUUUCCAAAGCGGAUCUCUUGAAUACUCAAAAUAUCACUCUCCUACAGGCUGUGGUCAUAUUCUUGAUAGGCGUUCGUCGAGAAGAUGACACCAAAUUUGUCUGGUCUAUGACAGCGCUUGUUCUUCGCCUUGCGCAAGGGCUGGGUCUUCAUCGUGACGGCACGAACUUCGGCCUGAAGCCUUAUGAAACGGAGAUGCGCCGACGACUGUGGUGGCACAUCUGUUUGUUGGACAUCCGGGCAGCAGAGGAUCACGGAUCUGAUGCGCAGAUUCAUGAGCGAUUGUACGAUACUCGACUGCCACUGAAUAUCAAUGACGAGGACAUCACGCCGGACAUGAAGGAGCCUCCUAAGGAGAGAGUAGGCUGGACUGAAAUGACAUUUUGCCUGAUUCGCUGCGAUAUUACAGUUGCUGUGCGUCGAGUCAGUUACACUUGUCCGAACGCCCCUUUCAUUUCGGCAACCCGACAGCUCAACCCUGAUAACUGCUCCAAGGUGAUUCGGGCGAUUAACGACCGCAUUGAGGACCGAUAUAUAAAACACUGUGACAUGAAUAUCCCGAUUCAGUGGGUCUGCGCGACAAUUGGUCGCCUCAUCCUGACCAAACUCUGGCUUGUCAUUCAUCAUCCGAUGACCCGACCUGAACGGGGCUUAACGUUGAGCCACGCAAAUCGCGAGAGCUUGUUUGCUACUUCAGUGGAGGUGGCUGAGUUCCAGCGACUGCUGGAUGGCGACGUCAAGACGUACAAAUGGAGCUGGCUCUUUGCCACGAACAUGCAAUGGCAUGCCAUCGCCUUUGUGCUGUCAGAGCUUUGUGUCCGCCCACUCAGUCCUCUUACCGACCGGGCAUGGAAAUGCGUGAGCACCCUAUAUACAGAGUGGAUUAAGAACAGCAAGCAGCGGAAAGGCAUGCUCUGGCGUCCGCUUUCCCGCUUAAUGAAGCGAGCAACCGCGUUCAGAGCCAAGCAAGAGGAGAUGCGCGCGCAGAUGAGUUCCGGCAUGAUUGCAGCUCACGAUGUCACUGCCCCGAAUUGCCCUGGAGUCUCAAUUAUACAGCCCCCAGUCCUGCCCCGAGCACUGGACUUCCAGGCUUCACCAACAACCCAAGAGAAUGAACCCUUGCAUGGUGUGUCUGAGAACGGCGGACUCGACUUCGAUCUGCGCGACGGGCCAGUUAGCGUGAUCAAAGAUUUAUUCCCUGACACGGACUGGCUGAACCCUGCUACAGCAGCCAGCAUACAGCAGCAGGAGGGCUCGGGCGCGUCGAUAGACACGCUAGUGAGGCCGGCGGAGCCGAGCGCGACCCAGCAGAUGCCUAAUGCGAAUCUCAACUGGGAAGAAUGGGAUCAGGUCAUGACUGAUUUCCAGAUGGACCUGCAAGCGUCCAAUACGCAGAAUCCUUUUGGCAAUGCCCUGGACUGGCUUGCUUAA